Molecule: messenger RNA, 3541 nt
Organism: Poecilia latipinna (sailfin molly)
Lineage: Eukaryota; Metazoa; Chordata; Actinopteri; Cyprinodontiformes; Poeciliidae
Product: carboxyl-terminal PDZ ligand of neuronal nitric oxide synthase protein
Exons: 11
Coding region: 593-2587 (664 amino acids)
Molecular function (GO): nitric-oxide synthase binding
Source: RefSeq, a predicted model, not a curated record
GGCUCACUUUGUUUGCUGGCUGUCCUCCCAGCUCCCGGUUGCAUCAUGCCUGGGAACUUCGCUCCAAUGAGGGAGUCGCUUUGUGCUUUACGGAGGGAGGGAAGGAGUGGGGGAGACACUCUCUGAUCGUCUGCAGAGCAGUGCUGAAUCCGACCAAGUGGACGGGAAUUCAAACAGGACUCCGGGGGAGCGGGACUCAUUACCUGAGUAGAGAGAGAGAGAGAGAGAGAGAGAGAAAGAGGAUUUCCCCUGGGACAGCACACUCACACACACACACACACACACUGCCUGCUUUUUAAAAUUUAUUUAUUUUUGCCCUAUUGGCAGGUAGAACGUGCAGGGGACACCCUGUGUUCGUGUUUGCUUUUGUUUUUGUGUGUGAGCAAAAGAGCCGCGCAGUUUUGUCCUUCCUGAGGUCGGGACGGGUUGGAGCCCCGCGCAGCGGCGAUGGAACGCGUUCCCACCGGGAAGUGCCUCACGGAGCCGUGCGGGGCGCGCACACCCGGCUUGUUGUAGCGUUUUCUGGAUCGAUCCGCUCAGCUUCUGUUCAGUGAUUUUUUUUUUACUGUACAGGAGUAAAAGGGAGGCCGGGAUGCCCGUGAGGAACAGGUACAACCUGGUGGACGAUGUGGCGGACUCUCGGCUGCCGCUGCACAACGAGGAGGCUUACCAGCACGGGAUUUACUUCCAAGCCAAGUAUGUGGGGAGUCUUGACGUGCCCAGGCCCAACAGUCGGAUGGAGAUUGUAGCAGCCAUGAGGAGAAUCAGGUACGAAUUCAAAGCCAAGAACAUCAAGAAGAAGAAGGUCAGCAUUGUGGUGUCUGUGGACGGAGUCAAGGUGGCACUGAGGAAAAAGCAGAAGAGAAAAGAAUGGACAUGGGAUGAGAACAAGAUGCUGAUCAUGCAUGAUCCAAUAUACAGGAUUUUCUACGUAUCGCAUGACUCCCAGGACUUGAAGAUCUUCAGCUACAUUGCAAGAGACGGCUCCAGUAAUUCAUUCAGAUGUAAUGUCUUCAAAUCUAAAAAGAAGACUCAGGCCAUGCGUAUUGUGCGAACUGUGGGUCAGGCGUUUGAGGUUUGCCAUAAGCUGAGUUUGCAGCACGUCGAGCAGGAGCAGUACGCCGACGGACAGGCGGACGGCGAUAGCGACAAGUCGACGGAAGAGCCCAGCAGCCACGCUCGUAAACUCACAGGAAGUGAGCGGGAUGAAGAGGACGAGGAUACAGAUGAAAGAGGGCAAAGAGGAGGAGGAGAAGGAGAUCCUUCGAUUGACGGUUUGCUGUGCGAGAAGGCAGUCGGUGAGAUCCUGCAGAGCCUGGCUGAACUCAACGUGGUCAAACCAGGCCAGACAAUCAUGGACAUCGACAGACGGUCCGUCUUCACUGUGACGUCUCAAGGCAUCACUCCCAGCAGCCCUUGCUCUUCGUCUCUCACUCCACUGGCUUCUCAGCACUACCUGCAGCUCCUUCAGCAGCAGCUGCAGCAGCAACAGCAGCACACUCAGGUGGCCAUUGCGCAGGUGCAGCUGCUGAAGGACCAGGUGGCAGCAGAGACUGCAGCUCGCAUGGAGGCCCAGGCCCGCAUCCACCAGCUGCUGCUGCAGAACAGGGACCUGCUGCAGCACCUGGCGCUGCUCGUGCAGCAGCUGAAAGAGAUGGAGGGCCGCUCCCCGACGAGAGCGCAAGGAGAGCCGUCGCGACAGGACACUCAGGCUAACGGACACGAUGCUCCACAGACGGCUCAAAGUUCGCAAUUGUCAUCAGCGAAAUCAUUAUCCCUGAAUCUGAAGAAUCAGUACAAUCAGAACCUGGAGCAGCUCAUCUCCUCCACGGCCGCGUGGCCCCUCUCCCCAAACCAGGUGGACUGCGCAGAGUCCUUCCUGAACCUGCUGAACCUGGAGAACAGCAGUAAACCAGCAGCCUCGUUUGCUGAGCGGGACCCCUUCAUCAGAGCCACUGGCACAGCAGAUAACAAGGAGAGCUCCAACAGCGAGAUUGUCCAGUUCUCAUCUAGAAACUCUGCCAACCUGGACGAAAAGUAUAAACAGAUAAUACCCAAACUUGACCCUCCUCCACCUUCCACAAACCGCAAGCGAUCCAGCAGGACGUUCUCUCCGGGGUCAGAGGUCCCAGCUGUGCCCACGCCGGCGGCCCCUAGCCGCAGCAGCAGCCUCUCUUUCCCGGACAUCACCCCCAGCUCCCUGUCGUCCACCGAUUUCCACUCGCUCAGCAACGGCGACAGCAGCUCCUCCUCGUCUUCGGCCAGCGAGGACUCGGGCGUCCGCUUCGAGACCAAGUCCCUGCUGUCGCCCCUUCGCGACGACGAUGACCUUUUUGCCGACCGCGGGGCAUUUUUGAUAGCGUCCAGCAGCUGCGGAAGCCCCCUGGAGCAGCACGGCGGGGCGGUCGCUUCGUCCUCUGAUUCGUCGACCACGGAGUCGAACACCAUGGCCUCGCGUUCUGACAGCUGUGAUCAGCCGCUGUGCUUUUCAUCUCCUAUGAACGACACCUGCCUUCAUAUCAGUUUUUCGGAGGAUGAGCUUCUGGAGAGCAGCCAGGAGGACACCAAUACGACCCAGCGGAGUUAGGAUGACUUAAAUGUUAUUCAGUCGACAUAAAAAAAAUAAAAAAUCCAGGACUUGCUUUCAGACCCAACUAUGUUUGCACAGGGCAUCAAUUUCAGGAUCUUAAGUCGUUCCACUCACCUGUGACACAGUGCACGUGUUGCUAAAACGCUUGCUAUUGUAUCAGUAAUUAGGCAAUGAAUAGAUUUAGUAUUUUUGUAAUGAAAUUUCUGAUCUAAUUUACUUUUUAGGGCCUAGAAUGUUAAGCAGAGUACAUGUAGCAAUAUAUUGCACUGUCGAAGUCGUACUGAAUUCACUGUAGAAUUCAACACUAACAAAGGAAACACAUUUUAUUUUUGGUAGCCGUCGACGUGGAGCUGUUAUUUUGUACGAUGUUUCACCUUGGUGCAAAUAAGUGGAAAAGGACGAUCAUUUGUAAAAUUCACAGUUAAGACAAGAGCAGGGGACGGAGGUGAUGUUGGGAAAAAGUUUCAUCUCCUCAAAUGCACCUGAUAGGAUGACGGACGGUAAGAAAAGAAUUAGGAAGUCAGUGAUUGGACAGAGGAGAGAUAAAAGUCAGUCAGUUUAGUUGUUAUGGUUGUUCUUGGGGCUAUGGUUAGGCUCACAUUCACGGUUUCUUUUUUUUGUCAAGAGCAAGUGGGAUUUGGUUAUGUCGAGUCUAGAUAUACGCUGGUAUCAAACGUUCAUGGUAGAGUAAAAUACCACAGUAUCGUGAUAUUGAAAACAAAAAGGCAGAACUUGAUCUGAAUGGUUUUAUGUAAACCUAAGUGCAAAUACUAGGAGUGUAGCAAUACAUGCAAGUCUUAAAAGGAGACAACAUGCCAAUAUCAAAACUACGAAAAACAAACAUUUCCAUUUUUAUGUCGUCACAAGCAGCAGUGAUUUCAUAAACAAUCAAAAAUCAUCAUGAAAAUGGUUGUUAAAUUGUGAAUUUAAAAUAAUAAAUCUGAAACAUGA